CUCCAGACGAAUGCUUCAGUUGUCUUAAUCAACACAAAAAAGUGCUCAGAUCCCCACACGCCGCCUUUCCUGCUUAGGAUACGAAUACUACUGCUCCCUUGAGAGCCUCCAUCCCUCGCUCCAGCUUCCUACCCACCGCUCUGUCGAGGGCACAGCAUACUGCCUAUAAAUCUGUCACUCUCACCUCUCUUCUCCUCAUUCCUUUUUCAAGAGCCAGCUCGACUUUCGGUGCCGGUAUAUACGCAAUUCUCGACCGUCUUUCUCCGUUUCUCUUCAGCCGCGAAUCUCAUCACCCUAAUUAUCACCAAUAAUACCUUAUUAUCAUAAUGUCUACUUCUUCGUCUUCUUCCCACAGCGGCUCAACAUGGCAGGAACGCCUUGAGGAGGUUUGCCGUGACGCCCAGAUCAUGCCACCCACCUUCCAAAUCGUGUCUGAUCGACGAGGCGGUCGAACAGCUUGGUCAAGCCAGGUUACAAUCCUGGGCCAGACCCUUGCCGCACGAUACUGGUACGAUGGAAAGAAUCUCAACAACGCCAAGGAAGACGCUGCCGAAUGUGCUUUGAACUGGCUGAGCACUUCGAGCAACGCCUCCCACGUCCGAAAUUGGAGCACUUGGUGAACUAUAACCGCCACCUAUUUCUACUGCUUACCAGCAUCAUUCAUUACACUUCUUUUUGCAGCUAUCCACUGCUAGCGACAUCGAGCAGCGACACUCGUUGUUUGUUUUACUAUACCGGUUAUUUUUUUUUUUCCUGUCAUUCUCUUGUUAUUUUUUCAUUUGUACGGUUUACUAUAUCUGGAGUUGGAGUAAUGAGAACAAAUGCUUUCCAUCUUGAGGAAGCUGAAAAAAAAAGAGGAUAACAGAAAGGGCGGCGCAAUUUGCAAUUAUGCCACGAUUUAGGAAAUUCUAUUGUCACUGUACAGAGAGGUUUUGCCUCGGACAUCUGCUCUGAGUCCGUCUUCAAAAUCCUUGGCGGACGAAUAGAUUUCGGCCUCGAUGAACAGUAUAGCACAUGGGAUUUUCGAGAGCAGGGCCGCAUGCUUACAAUGUAUGUGCCUCGCUGCGUCCGCAUCACACUUGCGGAGAUGGAGUUUGUUGUACUGGGAUGGUUAUUUUGGGUUAUUUGUUCUGUUUUGCCUUUUGUGGUUCGAUUUGAUUUUUACUUGCUGGGAGGAUUAUUUAUUUCACUGUUUGACAUUGAGAUCAGGAGCCAGACACACAAAGUAGGGGGGCCGUGACGAGUUAAAGGCAGAUGAAGAUUGGACAGGCGCAUAGCCCAAUAAGACGUGUUGAAGCUGAUACUACUAAUUACUGUAUAGUCGACUUUUUGUUAAGAAAAAAAGAAACGAUUAGAUGCG
This is a messenger RNA of Trichoderma atroviride IMI 206040, 1360 nucleotides long. RefSeq lists its product as uncharacterized. Lineage: Eukaryota; Fungi; Ascomycota; Sordariomycetes; Hypocreales; Hypocreaceae. The record is from RefSeq and is a predicted model, not a curated record.